Molecule: messenger RNA, 1263 nt
Organism: Miscanthus lutarioriparius
Lineage: Eukaryota; Viridiplantae; Streptophyta; Magnoliopsida; Poales; Poaceae
Source: the annotation of a GenBank genome assembly
AUGAAGCCCCACAAGAGCAGCCCGUCGUCCUCCCCAAAGCGAUCGGGCGCCAUUGCCACACCUAUCAUCGUCCUGCUGCUCCUUGCGCUUGUUUCGCUCUACGACAUGGCCUUCUCUAAUCGUUACCCGCCCAUCCACCGCGUCGCGUCGUCCAUCUCCUCGUCGUCGGCGUCUCCGGCUGGCGUCGCCAGUGCCUGCGACUUCACGCGGGGCGAGUGGGUGCCGGACACCGAGGCGCCUUACUACACGAACCUGACGUGCCCGUUCAUCGACGACCACCAGAACUGCAUCAAGUUCGGCAAGCCCAGCCUCGAGUUCAUGCGGUGGCGGUGGAGGCCGGACGGGUGCGACCUCCCGCGCUUCGACGCGGCGCGGUUCUUGGAGGCCAUGAGGGGCAAGUCCAUGGCCUUCGUCGGGGACUCCCUCUCCAGGAAUCACGCCAAAUCUUUGCUCUGCCUCUUGUCCAAGGAGGCACAGCCGGUGGCGGUCAGGACGGCGCCGGAGAUCGACGUGACGGGGAGAGUCGUCCGGCAAGACUACCACUACGGCCACCACGGUUUCACCAUCUCUCUCUUCUGGUCGCCCUUCCUGGUGAAGGCCAACAUGUCGAACGCGACGCUCGGCCAGUGGGACCUCCACCUCGACACGGCGGACGCCCGGUGGGCGGCGCACAUCGCCGACUUCCACUACGUCGUCAUGUCAGGCACCAACUGGUUCCUGCGCCCAUCGGUGUACCGCGAGGGAGGGCGCGUCGUGGGGCGCAACGACGCCGCCCGCAGCGGAGCUGCCGCCGGAAACUCGACCGAGCUGCCCGUGCCCCGGGCCGUGCGCGCCGCGUUCCGCACGGCGCUGGGCGCCAUCGCGGCCAGCGAGGGGUUCCGCGGCAAGGUCAUCCUCCGCACGGUGACGCCAGCGCACUUCGAGAACGGGCAGUGGAACACCGGCGGCGACUGCGUCCGCACACGCCCGUUCCGGCGCGGCGAGCGCGAGCUUGGCGCCGUGGAGGCCGAGUACCGCGCAGCGCAGGUUGAUGCGCUCAGGGAGACGGAGGCGGCGGUGCGGCGGAACGGCGCGGACCUGCUGCUGCUGGACAUCACGGAGGCGAUGGACCUGCGGCCGGACGGCCACCCGAGCCGGUACGGCCACCCGCCCGGUGGCAGCGUCGACGGGACCUUCGUGGUGGACUGCCUGCAUUGGUGCUUGCCGGGGCCGAUCGACCUGUGGAGCGAGCUGCUGCUCCAGAUACUGCUUUCUCAACAAUAG